ACGCCUCUAUCUUCCUCUCUGUCCCCCCUUUUUUAAUCCGCCCAGCUCUGCCUGCCCGGACAGUGUCGGCGAGAAUCUGCAGCAGCAGCAGCAUCACCGGGGGGGGAUGUACUGAUCAGGAGAGACCGGAGCGCAGCACCAUCUCCAUCAUCUCCGUCUCCAGCAUUGGCAUCCUUCUGCUUCUUUUCGGAGCUUUCCUUCUUUUUUUCUCUCCUUUUUCUUUCUUUUUGUUUUUUGUUUCCUCCGGGAGUGCAUACGGGUUUUGAGUCUCAGAAUCGCCCUUAAAUCAUUUUGUGGAUUAUUUCUCCUCCAUCAUCGACUGAAAGAGUGAAAAUGGAGGAAUCCAGCUCUCAGAAGUUCGCGUGGGAUGGGGACGCCAAAGCAGUGCAGCAGUGUCUGACGGACAUUUUCACGAGCGUCUACACGACGUGUGACAUCCCGGAAAACGCCAUAUUCGGGCCGUGCGUGCUGAGCCACACGUCGCUGUACGACAGCAUCGCCUUCAUAGCUCUGAAGUCCACCGACAAGCGCACAGCGCCUUACAUCUUCAGGGUGGACACCUCAGCAGCCAACAGCACCUCAGAGGGUCUGAUGUGGCUGCGACUGGUCCAGUCUGCCCGGGACAAAGAGGAGCAGAACCUGGAGGCCUACGUGAAGAACGGCCAGCUCUUUUACCGCUCGCUGCGCCGCAUCGAGAAGGACGAAGAGCUGCUGGUCUGGUACGGCAAAGACCUCAUCGACCUGCUGCUGCUGAGCUCCAGCAGAGCACCAACCAAGAGCAAAGGUUCGUCCCAUCACUCUUGUCCUGACUGCAGCCAACGGUUCCAGUUUGAGUUCCCAUUUUUGGCCCAUCUCCGGUUCCGCUGCACCAAAAGACUGCAGAGCAUCACCGGAGCCGAUGAAGAGCCAGGCAAAGAGACCAGCACAGAGAGACCAAACACCACCUUGACCAGGACCAGCCCAAAGCUGGGCCGCUCCGAGGGCUACGGCAGUCCUCAGGACAGCAACAAACCCUCCACAGACUUUCACAACUUGGCCCGGGAUCUGGAGAAGAACCGGACCAGUCCGCCGAGCGACAAGGAGGCCGAGAUCUGCAGCGAGAGCUCAGGGAAGAGGAAGUUCUCGGAUAUAGAGGACAGGGAGAGCCGAGGAUCCGGCCUUCCUCAGUCCAAGUCUAAAGAGGAGCUUGGAGCUUCUGCACAGAAUUACAGAGGGGCGUACGGCCUGGAGGAGAACCACAGGUCCUUCUCCCCACCGGGCUCAACGGAGCAUGUAGAGGCCAAACGCAGCGCCUUCACGGAGGUCAAGAAAUCAUCUCAGAACCUCAAGCAUCACAGCAGCAACAAGAACCUCCAGAGCGCCAACUCUGAAAACAAAGACGGUGGCCGUCCCAGCAGCAACCCUCCAGAGAAGCACCUGAACAUCCGGCAGGUGCUCUCUGAGACGCAGCCAAUGGGCAGUGCUUUCACCUCUGUCGGCCAGCAAAGCAGCAGCGGCGAGAGGAAGAGCGCCUUCAGCCAGCCGUCUCGCUCCUUCUCUCAGAUCUCGCCGCUGGUGAUGCCCCCGAAGCUGCUGGACUGCCACCCAGCAGUGGGCGACACCAUCUCCUCCAACAGACUCUACCAGGCCGACCAUCUCGCCGCCAAGCUACAGGGCGCAGAACUGGGCGCCAACUGCCCCGUGCCGGGCGCCAUGGGCAAGCAGAAUCCCUUUGUCUAUGCCACCGCCUUCUGGCCCAAAAACUCCAGCCCCAUCCAGCUCCAGAUGCCCUCGGCCCUCACCCUGCUGCCUCCCUCCUUCACCUCCCUGUGUCUGCCGGCGCAGAACUGGUGUGCCAAGUGCAACGCCUCCUUCCGCAUGACCUCAGACUUGGUUUACCACAUGCGAUCCCACCACAAGAAGGAGUACGCCAUGGAGCCCCUGGUCAAGCGGCGGCGCGAGGAGAAACUCAAGUGCCCCAUAUGCAAUGAGUCCUUCCGGGAGCGGCAUCACCUGUCACGUCACAUGACCUCCCAUAACUGACUGUUUCCAUCUAUAAAGGGACGGGCUUAUUGAACAAGAGCUGCCUGGAUUUAAGCUCUGGAACUGAAGCUGGCCUCUUAAAAACACAAUAAAACACUCCUUGCACUUGUUUUCACUCGUUCUUCAAAUACCUUUUUUGGUCUGUUUACUUUUUCUCCCCUGUUAAAAAAAAAUGUCAUUUUGAGUGUAUGCAAAUGCAUUUUGACUUAAAUGAAUCUAUUUAUAAAGCACUUAAACAUUUGAGACUAAGGGAAGAUUUAAAUAUGUGUAAAUGUACAGUAAACUGUAUUUUAUAUCCUACAAAUGCAAAUAUAGAGAUGAAUUAUGACGUAGUCACACAUCAUGGUUUACAAGGCAGCAUUUUUCCAUGUUUAUGAUGAAUAAGGACACAAAUUGGGGAAAUUAUGUCAGACUAUAUUUCAGAGUGCAUGUAAUAUUAAAUGAUAAUGUUUUAAGAUGCAGUCUACACAUUACGGUGUAAAUAAUGUUUGAUUUGAAAUACAAAGUGUCAUAUUUUGUGUCA
Melanotaenia boesemani (Boeseman's rainbowfish) is the source of this 2545-nucleotide messenger RNA. It is a transcript of the gene prdm8b, whose product is annotated as PR domain containing 8b. The coding region runs from base 334 to 2022 and encodes 562 amino acids. The transcript has 4 exons. NCBI's taxonomy places the organism in Eukaryota, Metazoa, Chordata, Actinopteri, Atheriniformes, Melanotaeniidae. The record is from RefSeq and is a predicted model, not a curated record. Gene Ontology annotation, molecular function: protein binding. Gene Ontology annotation, cellular component: nucleus. Gene Ontology annotation, biological process: regulation of DNA-templated transcription.